Molecule: messenger RNA, 2291 nt
Organism: Scomber scombrus (Atlantic mackerel)
Lineage: Eukaryota; Metazoa; Chordata; Actinopteri; Scombriformes; Scombridae
Gene: cmklr1
Product: chemokine-like receptor 1
Exons: 2
Coding region: 102-1133 (343 amino acids)
Biological process (GO): inflammatory response; positive regulation of macrophage chemotaxis; phospholipase C-activating G protein-coupled receptor signaling pathway
Cellular component (GO): plasma membrane
Molecular function (GO): complement receptor activity; G protein-coupled receptor activity
Source: RefSeq, a predicted model, not a curated record
GUCGGCUCUGUGGGCAGUCAGCUCUGGACAACGUCAAGUCAACAGCAGUGGAAUUGUUGCACAGAAGAUAUUUUAAAGAUACUUCUGUUCUUUAAGGAAAAAUGGAUUUCAUCUAUGACGACAAUAACAGUUACUAUUACGAUAAUGCCACUAUUCAAGAGGAGUCAGUUGUACAGCAUCAAUCAAAGUGUUUAAAAGAAGUCCCGUGUUUGAUUUUGCUGGUGGUCAGUGUGGUCAUUUGUCUGCUGGGCUUCUGCGGGAAUGCUUUGGUCAUCUGGAUCUCUGGCUUCAAGAUGAGGAAGACAGUCAACACCACCUGGUACCUGAGCCUUGCAAUCUCUGACUUUGUCUUCUGUGUUUUUCUUCCGUUCACCAUCACCGACAUGGCAAUGGAGGAGUGGAUCUUUGGACGUUUCAUGUGCAAAUUUGCCUCCUCAGUUAUGUUCCUCAACAUGUUCAGCAGUAUUUUCCUCCUGGUCAUCAUCAGUGUUGACCGCUGUGUGUCAGUCAUGUUUCCAGUCUGGUCCCAGAACCACCGCACUGUGAGAAAGGCAUCCAUUGUUGUUGUAAUAGCCUGGGUUCUCGCCAUCGCACUGAGUCUUCCCUCUAUGAUCUUUCGGGAUAUUGGUAAUCAUAUGGGCAGGACCUUUUGCUAUAACAAAUACAAUUCAGACCAGCACAGUCACAUAACUGUUGCAUUUAGCCGAUUCCUAGCAGGAUUUAUUGCCCCUUUCAUCAUCAUCAUCAUCUGCUACUCUGUCAUCAUCCUCAAACUUCGCACCAACAGGAUGACCAAAUCCUCAAAGCCUUUCAAAGUCAUGACUGCGCUCGUCGCUGCUUUCUUCCUCUGCUGGCUGCCGUACCAUGUGUUCAUCCUGCUUGAGUUAUACCACCAGUUCGACAGUGACACUUACAUACUAAAUAUUGGACUAAAAGUAGGCACAUCUAUAGUUGCAGCAAACAGCUUCCUCAACCCAGUGUUGUAUGUUUUCAUGGGCAACGAUUUCAAGCAGAAGUUCAAGAGUUCUGUGCUCUCAAAGAUGGAGAAUGCGAUGGCCGAUGAAGGCCGCACCAUAAGCCGAUACCUGUCCAGGUCCAGCUCCAUGGACCACAGAGCGUCUACUCACAUCUAGAGGUCUCAUACGUAUUUGCUCAUUUGCAAACAAAAUAGUUAAUUACCACAAGAUUUGAAAUAUGUUUUUGCUCUCACAAUUAAUGGGUGAAAUACGUAGAAAUUCACUGAACUAUGCACAAUUUGUCCUGUUUUUAAGUGUAAGUUCACAGACACAUCACAUAGUUGAAGAAUUGUUUGUUUCCGUUGAUUAAUGAAAUCUGAAAAGUGUGAACUUAGCCCAUGUUGUUUUUCAGGAUGGAGGAUAUCAAUUUCACUCAGCAGGAGGAGCAGAAACUGUGGAAAUGAAUGCAUAAAAAUGAUUAUGAUUGAAUAACAAUCACUUUCAGUAGUAAAAUUACACUCCAGGGGUCUGUCUUAAACAGAAUAAUUUGCAAGUGUUCAUAAUCACAAAUGUUUGCAGAUAUAUAUGUCACAAAUAUUAAUCGCUUGUAAAUUGCAGAUAAAACUGUGAGCCAUGCAGCACUUUCACAUGUUCAGUUAUGGGUUACACGUAUGUACGUUGUUUUAAUUAGUCAAAUACAUCAAAGUUGAUUUCAGCCUAUAUGAUGCAGAUUUGGCAAAAAGGGUUCCAAGUUGUGGCAGUGAGUUUAUGCAUUAUUGUUUUCACUCUCUGUUGCAUUUGAAAUAAUUUGGUAACCUGAGUGAGGUUUCCUUGACCUCUGAACCAAAAUUAUAAACACAAGGCCACUGCACAUGGGAAACACUCACUGAAGGGAAAAGAGCUAAGAAUUGAUAACUGGUAUGUCUGUUUCUUACAUAAAACCUCAAUGACCUUACACCCAAAAAGGGAUGUCCUGUGGUUGUACUUACUGACACCAUAGCAUGACAUUUUUGUGUGGCAAACCGACCCAAUUAUAAUGUGUGAAUAGGCGGAGGUCUGUCUUUGAGAUGUGUGACAGUUUUCAUACAGAGAAAAGCUUCUGCUGAUGGAUUAAAAACAGGAAAAAAAGAUCUAAAUUAAUUAGAGAUGUAGAUAUAUAGACACACCACACACCCAGCUUGUUGAAUUAACCAGUUUUUUUGGUUUUAUUUGGUCAUUUCAUGUAUGACAACUGAACAAUGACUGUGUUCUGUGCAAUAGAUGUUUCAAUGUGUUUUUCUCUCUCAGACUUUUUUUUCUGAAAUAAAGAUGUCACUUUUACACUAAGCUCUUUGA